AUGGACAGAGAAAAAUUAUCAAUCUUUGUCAAUCACGGUGGGAAGUUUGUUAUGCUGGAUAAUGCGAUGGAGUAUUUUGGAGGAGAUAUUCACAUUAGCCAUGGUAUUGAUAUUGACAGGUUUGGUUAUUUGGAUUUAGUAGAUGUAGUUGAGAAACUUGGUUAUGUUAAGGUUGGCAAAAUUUAUCAUAAGAUACGUGGAGAAAAUGGAUCGGUUAGUUACAUACAUAUCCACAAUGAUGCUACUUUGAUGGAGAGUCAAAUGAAGAAGAAAGAACCAAGAAGAAAAACUCCACCAGCUCAGAACUUAGUGCCACAACCCUCUGCAUCUGAGAAUCCUCCACCAGCAUAUACACAAACUGAAACAGCUCAUCCAGUUGCUCCUCAAUCUGCUAUGAAACAACCAAUUAGGAAAUCUCCCAGGUUGACUCAGACUGAACCGACUUUAAAUGAUCAUGGGAGUCAAAUACACAAAGAACGCAAUUUGAUGUCCACUGCAAGAAGAGUUCAUCUUGUACAUGGAGGCCCAUCAGGUAGAGGUGGGAGUAGUGGCAGUGCUAGUGCCAGUGGAAGUAGCUCACAUAGAGGAACUGGUAGAGGUGGUAGUGGAAGGACUAUAAGUGGCAGAGGUCACACCAUUGGCACUCAAGAAAGUGCAGCCAGUAUGUAA
This is a messenger RNA of Striga asiatica, 669 nucleotides long. The record is from the annotation of a GenBank genome assembly. Lineage: Eukaryota; Viridiplantae; Streptophyta; Magnoliopsida; Lamiales; Orobanchaceae.